AUGGCUGAUGAAUUGUUUAACCAAGCUGAUACAAAUAAGGAUCAGCGCCUUGAUUUAAAUGAAUUUCGUCAACUUAUUGCACGAAAUUUAGGAUUUGGUUCGACAAAUUAUGGAGCAAACGCUCAUAGUGGUGGACAAUAUACAACGAGUUCUUAUGAAUCGUUACCAUCAGCUAUAUGUAGUGAUGUAAAUAUUGCUAAUAGCAAUUAUGGUGCUGGUGCUGAAUUAAUAGGGACAAACAUAAAUGGUAUAGGUACUGCCGGUGGUGAAUCAAGCUAUGGUUCAUAUGGGCAAUCAUCUUAUACAUCGGCAUCUGGUCUUGAUGCUAGUGGUUUCGAUGCAACUGCAUUAUCAGGUGCCGGUAGUUAUGGAUUUAAUGCUAACGUAUCAUCAGGAUUGGGGUUUGGUGGUUUUACAGCAAGUUCAUCAUCUGAUGUCGGCUUUUCAAGUGAAACUGCAGGAUUUUCUAUGCCAUCAACAUUUGAAACAAGUACUUCACAACAACAAUUUCAAUUAGGCACUGGCAAUACUCAAGGUGUCUAUCAAGAUCCGAAUCCACAAAUUAUACGUCGCCCAGCACCAGGUGGUGGUGUAACUUAUACACAAAACAUUCGAAUUCGAUUUCUUCAACCACCACCUGUUCCACCACCAGGUCCACUUAUCAUCAAAGAAGUGCGACCACCUCAACCACCGCCACCACCUCCACUUCGUAUUUGUCAACGAGCUCCACCUCUUCCUCCACCACCUCCACUUGUUUUACGUGAACGACCACCAGUUCCACCGGCUCCUAUUGCUUCUCAAACAGUUAUUCGACGAUUACCAGCUGUUCCUGUUCCACCUCGAUCAAUAAUUGUCGAACGUUUACCACCACUUCCACCUAGACCUCGUGAUAUUAUCAUCGAACGAUGGAUUCCAUAUGGAGCACAAGCUAAACGAAAAACAAUUGUUCAACGAGCUGCAGCUGCUAAAGAAUAUCCAAAACCACGCAAUAUGAUCAUUCAAUAUGAGCCCGCUCAAGUACGUGUUAUUCGACAAUUUCAUCGUCUUGGUAUUACUCAAGAAAAUCCUCAACUAUAUGUUCAACGUUAUGGAGCAUCACUUUUAGAUGCUCAUUCAUUAAUACAACAAGCACGUACUGCUGGUGUUAUCGAAGAUAUUUCUCCACCAAGUAAUUUUGCCACUAGUGGAGCAAGUUUAACAUCAUUUAAUGCAGGCUCUGGAAUUGAAACAAUUGGUGGUGGUUUUGGUGCUUCAGCAUCAUCUUUUGAAUCAUUUGGUUACAGUGGUGGUAGUCAACAGGGAGGUGCUAAUCUUUCAGGUUUUGAAUCAACACAAGGUGUUGGUCUUACUCAAGAUUUUUCAUCAUCAUUAUCAUCAUAUGAAACAGGUUCAGCAGCAUUUCAAGGUGGUAAUAUGGCAUUCGGGGGUACUGGUGUAUCAGGAUAUGAAAGUUAUAAUGCAUCAUCUGGUGCUAUUCCUAUUAACAGUAUGAAUGAGGUUGCUGCUGCGUUCCAAGCUGCAGACAUUAAUAAAGAUGGAACACUCGAUGUUAAUGAAUUUCGUCAAUUUCUUAGUUCCCAUCUUGUGCACUAG
Messenger RNA from Rotaria sordida, 1593 nucleotides. NCBI's taxonomy places the organism in Eukaryota, Metazoa, Rotifera, Eurotatoria, Philodinida, Philodinidae. The record is from the annotation of a GenBank genome assembly.